AAUGUGUUUUCGGUCACAUUUACCAAAUUAAUCAACUUGAAGGAAGGUGAAUCGCUUCGCCCGUGUUGAGGAAAGGAAUAACAAAAACUGGUCAUCCCAUCAACAUGGAACACAAACCUACAAUCACACUUCCAGGGCUCAACCUGCGGAGACGACAGAUUGAAAUACCUAAAAUUGACAAACGUUGGGGUCCGCACCCCUGGACCCCACCUCUGGAUCCGCGUAUGUAUAUCCAUGAGCCAUCCUCUGAAGAGGAAAAUGAUGAGAACGAGGCCAGCCAAGGUGACGUCAUGACGUCUACUGCUGUCAUCCCAGUAGGAGUAGGAGGGGACACGGGUCAGGACAUCCCGACUCAGGAAAUCCCCCCAGUGGAUGUCGACAGCCCAGUCAUCAACAACAACACAGCUACCUUCACAGACAGGGAGUGUAAUGGCCACUUGCUGCAGAAUGGUAAGGUGCACCAGAAUGGUUCUGUCCAGCACGAAGUAUCGGUUACAGAGACCGAAGAGAAGGAGAAAACAAGGAAGUCUUCUAAGGUAGUGAAGCGUCCCCACAUCACGGAGAAGGUGGUAUUUGUGGUGUCCGUGGCAACUGUCAGCUUUUUAACACACUGCGUCAUCUCUGCUCAGUACCUCAUCCCGUACUUCUACUCCAUCACAGCUCCGAUACUGCUGCUGAUACGGUGUAUCAUGUACUGGUUUUGCAAAUGGCAGUAUUUUUUACUAGAUUUCUGUUAUUAUGGAAACAUCAUGUGCUAUGUGUUUAUUUGGGCGUUUCCCCAGCAGCCGCAAUACUUCUGUGUUGUGUUUGCCCUGUCCAAUGGCCCCAUCAUGUGGGCACUUCUCUUGUUCCGAAACUCACUCGUAUUCCACAGCUUUGAUAAAACUGUCUCCAUUUAUAUCCACAUCAUGCCAGGACUGUUGUCUUUCACGAUACGAUGGUUCCCAGAAGAAACAUCUAAGUUGUGUUGCUACAUGCUUCAUGGUUUGUUUAACACGUUGCUGGUGCAAGUUAUUUUUAAACCUCCACCAGAAUAUCAAACCAUCUACCGCCUUCUCACAGCCAAAGAGAAGAGUUCAAGUUUCAAGUUGUUCGACUUGUGUGGACCAAAGCAUCACUACCUCAUGUACAAGCUGAGUUACAUGGUCUUCUGUCUCCUGAGUGUGCUCUUUACCAUCCUGUGGUACAACUUUUUCAUCGCCCACUGCAUCUUCCUCUCCUUCGUCGUGCUGAAAGCCACCUACAAUGGCGCUUGCUACUACUUGGAUGUGUUCAGCGUACACUUGUUGAAACAACACUUCCGGCAGGAACAGAAAAUUAAAGCCGACAACUUUGAUAAGGCGUGAUAUGUUUGUGGAUGACUGCUCAAUCCGUCUGCUCUUCAUGUCUGAGUGACCUUGAACUUUAGAAGUCCUGUUCUCUCAGCAAGCGGACUGUUAGUUCCGGGGAUGUGAUUUUGAUGAAGACAUUUUAUCUAUGAGAUUAUACCAGUGUGUUAUUCACUGAUGAACUGAAAGAAAGUUUGCAAGGGUGACAGUGAAAGUAGAGUUACUUGUUCCAGGCCUGUGAACUAAGAAAAUGAUCUUGUUUGGAAUAGAGUCAAGUUCUGGAGACAAGUUAUUUAUUGCUGUUUGUCAGCACCAAACUGUGACUGGAGACCCCUAAUAUCUUUCUGACAACAAAUUGGGUUCAUUUUGACAAGAUAUGGCCGUGGGACACAGAACCUGGUUCCGAUAUUUUGUAUGAACAGUUGCACCCAAACUAUAGAGGAUGAUUUCAGAGGUACCAGGAAUACAUGUAUAUGUUAUGUUAAGUAAUAUUUUAUUGAAGUUCAAGCCUUGGCUUAACAUACCACAAAAUCAGAAAAUGUUAAAUGCCUAGCAUCAGAUUUAAGUUAAAUGAACAUUUGUGAAGGAAUAGGCAACUUAAAACAAUUUUAAUAAAAUUCAG
Messenger RNA from Haliotis rubra (blacklip abalone), 1950 nucleotides. Its product is annotated as glycerophosphocholine acyltransferase 1-like. The transcript has 12 exons. Gene Ontology annotation, biological process: phosphatidylcholine biosynthetic process. NCBI's taxonomy places the organism in Eukaryota, Metazoa, Mollusca, Gastropoda, Lepetellida, Haliotidae. The coding region runs from base 105 to 1346 and encodes 413 amino acids. The record is from RefSeq and is a predicted model, not a curated record.